Messenger RNA from Folsomia candida, 3392 nucleotides. Its product is annotated as calpain-A. Bases 514 to 3060 code for a protein of 848 amino acids. Gene Ontology annotation, molecular function: calcium-dependent cysteine-type endopeptidase activity; calcium ion binding. Gene Ontology annotation, cellular component: cytoplasm. The record is from RefSeq and is a predicted model, not a curated record. Lineage: Eukaryota; Metazoa; Arthropoda; Collembola; Entomobryomorpha; Isotomidae. The transcript has 24 exons. Gene Ontology annotation, biological process: proteolysis.
UAAACUCGCCUCUUAAACUGGUGAAGUCUAAUCCUAAGCAAGUAUGAGUUAUUUACUCCAGUUCUUUUACUUAUAUAGAGCAACCAACUCUCCGGUCUCGUAGAAUUUAUAACCGAGCCGAGCAGAUGUGUGAAAGUUUGAAAGAGCCGAGCACUAUGUGCAUACAUAACUAUAUACACAAUCUGCACUCGUCGCUCUGCAACCCAAUAUUUUAGUGUGUGCAAUUCUGCGAAAGAGUUGGCAUAAACACAGAAUCUCAAAUAAACAUGUCUUUUCAUUAAGUUUUCACUAAAUACUCAUCUCAUUUAUACUCAUCGAGGAAGAAAAGUGGCUGGAGAAAGUUGUGCUACGAGUUACACAAUCUAAGGAUACCUGCAUUCGCACUUGGCACUCUGAUCUGAAAUAGAGCUUGUUCUCGCAUUUGUACAUAUGUAUUAUUGAAGAAUUUAGUCUAGAUGAUAUAUAAUCACAGUUAAACAAAGGAGUCAGCUACAAGUAUACAACGUGUAGAAUAUGGCGUUUAAAGGAUUCUUCAAAACGAUCAAGGACGAAGUAAAGAAUGAAAUUGGUCGCCAAAUUGACAGGACUGUGAACAAAAAGGGUGGUGGUGUUGAGGAUGGUGAGAAUGGUGAAAAUAGUGGAAAGGUGGACAUGUCACUCAUUGAAGGGGUCUUGGGUCUAUUAGGCGGUGGAGGUGGGAGUGGUAAAUCUGGUUUGGAAAAUCUUGGCAAUAUCAUCAACGCUAUUCAAGGUCAAACUGGGGGAUUUCUUCCCGGAAGUGUUGGUAAAUAUCUGCCGGGCAUAUUGAAAGUUGCGGAAAUCAUUGGACACGGAAUGGGAGACGAUACGCCAAGAAACGAGCAAAAUGCAGAUGGAAGUUUUGUUGACAACUUUAUCAAGACCAUUGUUGGAGGCAGGAAAAUUCAUGGAGGAAAAUCAAGUUUUAAAGUGAAGCCAGUUGAGAGGGGUGCCGACAAUCUGUUUCAUUCGCCAUUGCGAACAGGACGGCAUGGGGAACCUCGGGGUGCAGAGGCUGUGCAAGAUUAUGAGAAACUGAAAAGUAAAUGCUUAGAACGGGGUGUAUUAUUCGAAGAUUCAGAAUUUCCAGCUGAAGAUGCCAGCGUUUUCUUUACGCGAAGUGGUCGAAGGAAUUUCCAAUGGCUUAGACCUCAUGAAAUAUGUUCUGACCCAAAAUUCUUUGUCGAAGGGGCAACUAGAUUUGACGUGAAGCAAGGUGAACUUGGGGAUUGCUGGUUGCUUGCAGCAGUAGCAAAUUUAACACUGAAUCCAGCCUUGUUUCAUCAAAUUGUCCCUGAAGAUAAUUCAUUUAUUAAUGACUAUGCUGGAAUUUUCCACUUUAGAUUUUGGCAGUAUGGACGAUGGGUAGAUGUCGUCGUAGAUGAUCGUUUGCCAACCUUUGGGGGUAAAUUAAUGUUCAUGCACUCUGAGGAGAGAAAUGAGAUGUGGAGUGCAUUGUUCGAGAAAGCAUAUGCCAAAUUGCACGGUUCUUACGAAGCAUUGAAAGGGGGUACGACAUGUGAAGCACUCGAAGAUUUCACAGGGGGCGUGACGGAAAUGUACGAUAUUAGAACUGCGCCUAAAAACCUAUUUCAGAUGAUUUUGAAAGCGUAUGAAAGGAGCAGUUUUCUGGGUUGUUCUAUUGAGCCCGAUCCAAACGUUGUUGAAGCGGAGACACCGAUGGGCCUUAUUCGUGGGCAUGCAUAUUCUAUAACUGACGUAAAAUUGGUGGACAUUGAAACGCCCAGAGUAAAAGGGAAAAUUCCAUUGUUACGAAUUCGAAAUCCUUGGGGAAAUGAAGCCGAGUGGAAAGGGGCGUGGUCAGACGGUUCACCCGAAUGGUCGUACAUCAAUGACGACACAAAAGAAGAAAUAGGUCUAACUUUCGACGCCGAUGGCGAAUUUUGGAUGUCGUUUAAGGAUUUUCAGACCUACUUUGACCGUCUUGAAAUUUGCAAUUUGAGUCCCGAUGACCUGGCUGUAGAUGACCUGCCAGGAAAGAAAAAAUGGAAUAUGAACGUAUAUGAAGGAGCGUGGAUUCGUGGAGCCACUGCUGGUGGUUGCCGAAACUAUUUGGAAACAUUUGCGCAUAAUCCUCAAUAUAUUAUUGACCUGGAGGACCCUGAUGAAGAUGACGACGAAUCAAAGUGCACUGUAAUUGUUGCAUUAAUGCAGAAAAAUCGCAGAGCACAACGCAAGCUGGGGAUGGAUUGUCUAACAAUCGGUUUCGCAAUUUAUAGUUUAACAGGCGAUAAUAUUCAGUCUCCACUUCCUGUCAAGUUUUUUAAAUACAACGCCAGUAUUGCUCGGUCACCUACAUUUAUUAAUCUGCGUGAGGUGUGUAGUAGAUUUAAACUAGAUCCAGGAAAAUACGUGGUCGUGCCGUCGACUUUUGAACCAAAUGAGGAAGGAGAAUUUAUUAUCCGUGUCUUCUCGGAAGGGCCAAAUUCAAUGACAGAAAAUGACAGCGACGUUGGAAUCGGGGAAAUCGAUGAUAAGGUGAAGGAGACAGAGCCGGAAGAAGCUGAGGCAGCUGAAAGAGUUCAACAAUUUUUCAAAACCGUUGCUGGCGAUGACAUGGGAAUUGACUGGUCUGAACUGAAAGAGGUUUUGGAUCUAGCCUUAAAACGAGAGUUUGCCUUUGAGGGAUUCAGCAGAGAAGUGUGUCGUUCUAUGGUGGCAAUGAUGGAUAUUGACCGUUCAGGAAAACUCGGCUUGGAUGAAUUUGUAUCUUUGUGGAAAUCAAUACGGACUUGGAAGAGUGUUUUCAAAAUCUAUGACCAUGAUAACUCAGGUCACUUAUCAUCAUUUGAACUUCGUCAAGCCUUAACAUCUGCUGGGUAUCAUGUUAAUAACAAAGUACUUGAAUCCCUUGUCCUUCGAUAUGGAGACCCUCAGGGACAGGUUAUGUUUGACGACUUCAUCAUGUGUGCCGUUAAACUAAAGUGCAUGAUUGAAAUAUAUCGUGAAAAAGAGGUUGCAGGGGACCGAAGCGUAAAUUUUACCUUGGAGGAGUGGGUGGAAAAAACUCUGUACUCUUAAAUUGUCAUUUCACGUCCUGAGAGUAGGACUAUUAAUUGUUACAUCCUUCCACACUACACAAAGUGCACAUAUGCAUCGGUAUGUUGGAUAAAUAGAUCCAUGCGUUAUUGACUAUUAGGACAAUUGAUGUCAGCCAAAUGCAUAAUCUUGCCUAUAUAAACUCCUCAUCUGUUCCUACAUAGUUUAUCAAAUUAAAAUACCUCUCAUCGUGUCAUACAAAAUGCCUUUUUAGUAGCCGAUAUACGUUAAAUAAAGUUUACGUUUGCCAUAUUUAUUAUGUGAGCUACUACAUUUAAAUACUAUAAAAAACAAGUAAAUUAAGUAUACAAGAA